AUGAAACGAUGGCGAAAACCCUUUCAAAAUUUAAUGAAAUAUUCGCAACGACCUUUAAAAGCUGAUGCUCCGUUUGAUGUAAAAAUAUCAUACCAACAUCAGUGCAUUCUUGUGAGUGACAAAAACAAAAAGAGUAUUGAAAUUUAUGAUUUACAGUACAGAUCAUUCAUUAGGAGUUUGAAAUUCGUGAAAGAUGUCAAACCAUCGUAUUUGUGUGUGGAACAUCAAAUAUUCGAACAUGAUUCAUUACUGGUGGCUUGCUCCAAUGACUUUGUUUACAAGUAUGAUCUGAAGCAAUUGCUCUUAUUGGAAACAAAUACUUAUAGACAAUCCAUGUUAAAUGAUGGACUUGAGAAUUGGAAAGUAGAAUGCAUCAAUCCUUGUGGAAUGGAUUCAGAUUCAACACUCAAGUAUGAAUGUAUUGAAAAGCAAUGUAUUUACAUUUGUGAGCGUACGAGAGGUAUUCUUGUUGUGAAUUCGCUACAAGGAAUUGUUUCACAAAUUAUUUCAAUUUCUUUGUUUUCACAAAGCGUGAAAGUGAUUGCAACAGAUGAAUUACUCGUUUGUGAAUAUUAUCCCAAUUUAUCAUGGGCAACUAGCAAGUUCGUAAUUUUGAAGAAAGUGAAUAACAACCAAGACGAGGAGCAAUGGAUCGUUGAUAGAACUGUUGGAAAGCAAGGGACAGGUGAAGAAGAUAUAUAUUUCCCAAUAAGCUUUGAUUUUGAUCAUGUUUCGCGAACGAUCAUUGUAAGCGAUACGUUCAAUAAUCGUAUCCAACUUUUUAACUUCCUUACUGGCAAGCAUGUGGGAUGUUUUGCUCAAACCGUUUGCAAAUGUCUUGGAAUUUGUCUGAAUGAAACAACUGGCGAGGUAUUGUUUGUGAAUAAUACUUGGAAUACUAAACAAAUGCUUGCACACAAAUUGAUUGGUUGUGCAAUAAUGGCUGUCGUUUGCGGUUGGUUGUGGUAUGGAGCCACUACUUAUUUCGAAAAAACAAACAACCAUCUUCCAACCAUGUCCACAUUGAAAAACACAAACUCUAUAUGUAAAAUGUUAGGAAUUGCCUUUGGGAGAGAUUGUGAUCUCUUUAUCAAUAAUUUGGGAUCCUCUCAAACAGGUAGAUCUGAUCAUACGUUAAACGCCAAUGAAUGUCAAUUCCUCAACAGUGAUUAUUUGAAAGAUGAACGAGAUGCUUUUGAGUUUACGCCACAAACCAAAGUCGCUUUCUUUGUUGGAAGUAGUUCGUAUCGCCUUUGGUCGAAACAACAAUUCUUUGAAAAUGUCAAGGAAUAUGCUGGAAACGAGAAUUUGGAAUUUUCACGUCCCGAUACUUUGUAUGUGCUCAAUGAGAAGGAGAAACAACAAUCCGGAGGGUAUGACGUUUUCGUUGUUUCUUGGAGUAAAAUCAAAAAACAAGACGAUUACAAACAACACAUGAUAAAACAGCUCGUACGAGAUUUGUAA
Molecule: messenger RNA, 1464 nt
Organism: Naegleria lovaniensis
Lineage: Eukaryota; Heterolobosea; Eutetramitea; Acrasida; Naegleriidae
Exons: 2
Coding region: 1-1464 (487 amino acids)
Source: RefSeq, a predicted model, not a curated record